UAUGUGUAUAUAUACACUGAAAUCUUGCUUCCGAAGUAAGUUUCCAAUCUCACAAGAACCCUAACCCUAACUCUUACUCUGUUAGUGUUGAAUCAUGGCGAUAAUUUCCGAAUACCAGGAGGAGGAAAGACCUCCGUCUACAUCCACAUUCAAUGGAACUCUCGAUCAUUCGAAUCCGCUGGAGUUUCUGAGGUCGGCGUUCCUGUUUGUUUCUCGGGAAACCGAUUUCUUCAAGAGGGAGGCAGCGGAGAAGGAGGUGGCGAUGCUGGCGAGGGGGAUCAAGGAGGAGGAGAGGAAGAAGAAGGCGGAGGAGAGGGACCUGGAGGAUAAGGGAAAGGCGGAGAAGCGGCUGAAGGAGACUAAGGUGGAGCCUGAGAAGAAGGCGGAGAAGGCGGAGAAGGCGGAGAAGGCGAAAGAGAAGGUGGAGGAUUUGAAGGCAGAGGAGAAGGAGGGAACGCAAGUUCCAAAUAAAGGGAACGGCCUUGAUCUGGAGAAGUAUUCCUGGAUGCAGACACUGCAAGAGGUUACUGUUACUGUGCCAGUCCCUCCUGGAACCAAAUCAAGGUUUAUAGUAUGUGACAUAAAGAAGAAUCAUUUGAAGGUUGGGCUUAAGGGCCACCCUCCAAUAAUUGAUGGAGAACUCUCUAAGCCUAUCAAGCCUGAUGAUUGCUUUUGGAGCUUAGAGGAUCAGAAAUCCGUCUCUAUCCUGUUGACCAAGCAUAACCAAAUGGAGUGGUGGAAAUCUUUGGUGAAAGGCGAUCCUGAAAUUGAUACCCAGAAAGUUGAACCAGAGAACAGCAAGCUGUCUGACCUUGAUCCAGAAACCCGCCAAACUGUGGAAAAGAUGAUGUUUGACCAGAGACAGAAAACUAUGGGACUUCCAACAAGCGACGAGAUGCAGAAACAGGAGAUUCUAAAGAAGUUCAUGGCUGAGCAUCCGGAGAUGGACUUUUCCAGGGCAAAGAUUUCAUAAACAGGUCGAGAGUCGGGUUUGGGUUGAAUGAGUUGGGCUUGGGCUUGGGUUGAAUUGAGUGAGUUAUACAGCUUGUGGGCUAUAGGGAUUAUGGCUUUUUGGGCUUAUGGGCUGGGCCUGGUUGAGUUAUCCCACUCUUUCAGCUUAGAAGAUGGAUUGGACUUAAAGCAAGCUAAGAAGAAUGAGAUAUACCCAGGUUUGUAGGCUUGAUCUCAUAGAGAGUAAUUUUAGUAUUAUCGUUUUAAGCUUAAAUGAUGAAGCAUGAGAAACAAUUUAAAAUUAA
Messenger RNA from Vitis riparia (riverbank grape), 1256 nucleotides. Its product is annotated as protein BOBBER 1. Gene Ontology annotation, cellular component: cytoplasm. The record is from RefSeq and is a predicted model, not a curated record. The transcript has 7 exons. Bases 95 to 973 code for a protein of 292 amino acids. Gene Ontology annotation, biological process: protein folding. NCBI's taxonomy places the organism in Eukaryota, Viridiplantae, Streptophyta, Magnoliopsida, Vitales, Vitaceae.